AACGAUUUUUUAAUGGACUAUGUGAGAUUCUCGCGGGCAGCAAUUCUGGAGGUUUCAAACAUUGAAAACAGAAUGUGCUUUUUGUUUUUGAUGGAUGCGAUAAGUAAAAAGUAUUAAAAGGAAGAAGAGCGAAGAAGGAAACAGGUGUGUUUGUUCUUGUUUUCAGAAAAAUGGCUUCUCGUCCUGCAGGAUUUUCAGACGAUUCUGAUGAAGACGAUUUCUCAUUUUAUACUCCACUGAACCAGACAAUAAAGAAACCUGAGAUUGAAAUAUCAGGUACUGAAAGGCUCAUUAGUGCUAUUUUCGAUAGGAAUAUUGAGAAAGUUCAAAGCCUUUUGUCUUCUAAUGUUGAUAUUAACUUGAAAGAAAAAUCAUCAGGGAAAUGGUCUCCUGUAAUGCAUGCAGCUUACAUCGGUUCUAAGGAAAUUUUAGAACUUCUUUUAAAGCACGGCGCAAAUCCAAAUGACCAUGCUGAGAUGUUCACCACGCUAAUGUGCGUAUGCGAUUCAGCGUCUAAAAAUGAUGAUGAGUUGCUUGAAUGCUUGGAACUCCUUCUCUCACAAGGAGCUGAUCCUAAUGCUACAGAUUGGUAUAAGACAACUGCACUUAUGUUUGCUGUCAAACGUAAUCAUCCCAAAUUGGUCCAUAAGCUACUAGAAAUUGGCUGUCAACUCGAUCAAACAGACAGUGAUGGCUGGACACCUAUAUUUUAUGCAGUUGAUGCUGGUGACGCCCAUAUGGUACAGUUGUUAAAAGAUGCAGGGGCAGAUUUAUCUUUAGAAGAUCGAAGAGGACGCUCACUGACUGAAAUUUCUUCAUCUAAAUACUACAAAGACAUCACUGAGAUUGUAACACCGAAGGAUAAAUCCUUUGAACAAGAAGAGAAAAUUGAAAGCGUUUCUCCCACAAAGAGACUCACUCAUUUUCAAAUAAUGCUAGAAGAAUGUCCGAAUCUGUCAUUAAACAGAUUGCAUGGUUUUCAUAAUGAAGCUAUAAAGAUAAUAAAUGGAAUCGGCUUGAAUUCUUUGAUUAACAUUUUCACGGAAAAGAAAAUCCAACUUGGCGAAUUUUUAACGUGGGAUGAUGACCAAUGGAUAAAAGCAGGCGUUGAGAUGAGCUACGACAGACAGAAGAUAAAAGCCAGCGUUCAAAAGUAUCAUGAACGAAGCUGGAGUAAACAAAGCUUGAAGAUGAUUGAUCCAAAAGAACAAAUCGAUCUAUUGCAAUUAACUCAAAUUAUGUGCAACAUAGUAAGGCAGUUCCAUAUCCUCAGUACGACCACACACUACUACCUUAAAAACUGCAAGCCAUCUGUCGGUCAAAAAGAAAUCAAAGUGUUUACAGAAAAAGGUCUGUUGCACUUAAAACUGAUUAACACUGAUUUGGAAUUUAUUAAAAAGUUAGCUGAACAAAUCGAUAAAGAGGAAGAUGUCAUUCCAGCAGAUCUUAUCAGUCCAAAAAUCAAAACUCGCAAAAACUUUUGGAAACUGGCCAUUUUACCAACCGUAGUCAUAACUGUCAUUUUAGUACAAGUGCCAAAGUUUAAUUUAAUUAAAACCUUUUGUAACAAAAUUAACAUCCCCUCACUUUUUUGACUAAAAACAA
Molecule: messenger RNA, 1605 nt
Organism: Cimex lectularius (bed bug)
Lineage: Eukaryota; Metazoa; Arthropoda; Insecta; Hemiptera; Cimicidae
Product: ankyrin repeat, SAM and basic leucine zipper domain-containing protein 1-like
Exons: 2
Coding region: 171-1595 (474 amino acids)
Biological process (GO): piRNA processing
Cellular component (GO): pi-body
Molecular function (GO): protein binding
Source: RefSeq, a predicted model, not a curated record